AUGGAUGCCCCAGGACAAGAUCAACGCCCCAGGGCAGUCGUAUUCAUGGAAAACUACGAGGCACCUCAGAAUGUACCGCGAGAGCUAGGUGGCAAACAGAUAUUUCCUCGGGCUAUGGCGGGUGAGAGAGGCUGGGCUUUCCGAUCCCUCCCCGUCACCGGAAGCAUGGGAGCUUCCGUCCAUUGGAUCUGGGUAGUCGUUUCUAUCGGGGGUGCGACAAGGCGCGGCUGGAUGCCGCAAGGGUCACUGAAGCCCGGUGAGUUCCUAUGUGACUCCAUGCCCAUCGAGAUUCCAAUGCAGAAGAUGCAUCAGCCUCCUCUCCAAGAGACGACCUCCCAACAGAAAGACACUGUGUUGUAUCGAACCCUGCAAGGUAUCUGGGAAGGCAUACGUAACAACCGAGAUACAUUUCUUGCACCCAUUGCCAGUCAAGAAGACAUCAGUCUCGCGGAGCUGACUCUUUAUGGAACAGGGGGUAGUGGGUAUGCCGACCUACUCUACAGGUCUAUCUCCCCCCAGCUUCGGAACAUCAUGGAUCAGGGUCACUUCAAUCCCCGGGAGUUUCUCGACCCAAGCAAAGCUGUCCGGCAGAUGACUUCGUCGUGGCCGAGCGACGACUACGCCGUCAUCUACCUCAUGGUAUCGGACGGCGUCCAACAUGGCAUCAAGAAUCUGGUCAAUCCACCGGCGCAGAAUGACCUGGCCAUCUACGCAGGUCAAGGGGCAAAUGGUCCCAACCGCUGCUUGACUGGUGGAUCAAGCUGCCAUCAGUGGCUUCUAACGCAUCCGGAGCUGAGGCAUGGCAAUUGCGUCAAAUACAAGAUCGCAAGAACAGGCAAAAAUACUGUCUGGAUCCCAUUCAUGUUGAUCAAAAAGUCGAACAACGAGCUCCACGGCCUGGGUUGGGAGAACCUCCUUCACGUGGCCGAGCUGACGACCGUCAUUCUACUGAAGACGUGGAACCCCCUCGUUCUGAAAACCGUGAACCCCCAUCAGAUGGGUAGCUAUGCACGGGAUUACGAGUCAGCCUCUAUAUUCAGGGGGCUCAUCGACGAAGUGUCUGAGAGGACUGGCUAG
Messenger RNA from Diaporthe amygdali, 1077 nucleotides. RefSeq lists its product as uncharacterized. The coding region runs from base 1 to 1077 and encodes 358 amino acids. The transcript has a single exon. The record is from RefSeq and is a predicted model, not a curated record. Lineage: Eukaryota; Fungi; Ascomycota; Sordariomycetes; Diaporthales; Diaporthaceae.